This is a messenger RNA of Sardina pilchardus (European sardine), 3111 nucleotides long. RefSeq names its product junctophilin 1b (gene jph1b). The transcript is spliced from 6 exons. Gene Ontology annotation, cellular component: plasma membrane; endoplasmic reticulum membrane; junctional membrane complex. Bases 279 to 2267 code for a protein of 662 amino acids. Lineage: Eukaryota; Metazoa; Chordata; Actinopteri; Clupeiformes; Clupeidae. The record is from RefSeq and is a predicted model, not a curated record.
GAGAGUCAUAAAACAAGCCCGGAACAGCGACAGUGACAGCGUGCAGCUCCGGCGCCCGUGCGCUAUCCUCCCUCUCACUCACCGCCAACAUCCACACCAAUGCACGCGCUCACCCAUCUCCCCGCGAGACCGCAUCGCCACGCAGCGUUGUUUUCCAGGUUUCUUUUCUAGCGGGUCUCGCGUCUCUUUAUCUACUUUGAUCCUGGACAAAGCCACACAAAUAAAUUCACCAUCAAGCUUCUGCAACGAGUUUUAAUUUUUUUUCGAACCUGAUCUGAAUGACGGGCGGACGGUUUGACUUCGACGAUGGCGGCACAUAUUGCGGUGGUUGGGAGGAUGGAAAAGCCCACGGACACGGUAUCUGCACGGGCCCCAAGGGCCAGGGCGAAUACUCCGGGUCCUGGUCUAACGGCUUCGAGGUAGUUGGCGUGUACACCUGGCCAAGUGGAAAUACGUAUCAGGGCUACUGGGCGCAGGGGAAACGCCACGGGCUUGGCGUUGAGUCGAAAGGGAGGUGGCUCUAUCGGGGAGAGUGGGCUCAUGGAUUUAAGGGACGAUACGGGGUUCGACAAAGCCUAAAUACACCUGCUAGAUACGAAGGCACUUGGAGUAAUGGUCUGCAGGAUGGAUAUGGGGUUGAGACCUACGGUGAUGGCGGCACGUUCCAGGGCCAGUGGAUGGGCGGCAUGCGGCACGGCUACGGCGUGCGGCAGAGCGUGCCCUACGGCAUGGCCACGGUGAUCCGCUCGCCGCUGCGGACCUCGCUGGCGUCGCUGCGCAGCGAGCAGAGCAACGGCUCCGUGCUGCACGAGCAGCUCUCCGACAGCCCGGCGGGGACGCGCGGCGGCUUCGUGCUCAACUUCCACAGCGACAGCGAGCUGGGCGGCUCGGGCAAGAAGAAGGGCCUGUUCCGGCGCGGCUCGCUCUUCGGCAGCCUGCGGCAGCUGCGCAAGUCCGACUCGCGCUCGUCCAUCUCCAGCAAGCGCAGCUCGGCGCGCAGCGACGCCACCAUGAGCCGCAUCAGCUCCAGCGACGCCAACUCCACCAUCAGCUUCGGCGACGGCGACGUGGCCGACGACUACCUGCCGUCCGAGGACCACGUGGACGCCACCACCACCGAGGCCUACAUGGGCGAGUGGAAGAGCGACAAGCGCAACGGCUUCGGCGUCAGCGAGCGCUCGAACGGCAUGAAGUACGAGGGCGAGUGGACGAACAACAAGCGCCACGGCUACGGGUGCACGAUAUUCCCCGACGGCACCAAGGAGGAAGGGAAGUACAAAAAUAACGUUCUGGUGCGGGGCAUCAAGAAGCAGCUCAUUCCGCUCAAGAACACCAAGACGAGGCAGAAGGUCGACCGCGCCGUGGAGGGAGCCAUCCGGGCAGCUGCCAUCGCCAGGACUAAAGUGGAAAUAGCCACCUCAAGGACGUCCCAUGCCAGGGCCAAGGCAGAGACUGCUGACCAGUCUGCACUGCAGGCCAGCCAGGACUCGGACAUCGCCCGGGCAGUGGCUCGCGAGCUCUCCCCCAACUUCCAUCAGCCAGGCCCCGACUACAUCAAACAGAGGUUUAAUGAGCCAGUGGAGAUUAAGGAGGCCCCAGAGGAGAAGAAGGAGAAGUCCCCGUCGGGAAGCCCCCACUUCUACCGCAAAGGAACGACCCCCACCCACACCCCAACUCACAGCCCGGGGCCCACGCCUCCCCCCUCCCCGCCGCCCCCCACCAAAAAGAAGUCCUUUUUCAGUCGAAAACAAGACAAUAAGACGCCGGAGGCCGUCGUCACGGGCAUCACGAAGGCCGCCUCCAAGAUAUCAGUAAAGCAGGAAACAGCGCCGGAGGUGGCGGCGCCGCAGCCAGCCAAGCCUGCCAAGUUAGCGCUGCCGGUCGCCAACGCCCACAGUAGUCCCGGCAACGGCGAGCUGCACACGGAGUACCACGGCUACAAGGUCAAGGCCGAAGUGAUGAUCCCACCGGACCCCCCGGAGAUGGAGAUGGAGCUGGAUAUGGUGGAGCCCCCCACACCACCCCCCGUGAGGCAAUACAGAGCACCCACCCCCAAGCCCACGGCCCUCAGAGAGAGCAAGUCGGAGCCAAAACUCAAGAAGCAGGAGUCGUUGAAGCCAAAGAGCCUAUCCGAAACCAAGAAAGCCAGCCUGGAGAUUGCCACCGACAGUGUCGAGCAAGACUCGGGCCCUAAUUCAGUUCUGGUUAUCCUUGUGAUGCUUAUAAAUGUUGGUUUAGCUAUUAUUUUCGUCCAUUUCCUAACCUGACAGAAGAUCAAACAGUGACCUCAUGAAAACUAGUGGCAUAGGCCCCUAAUUCUCUGCAGUUACGUCGACGGCCUUAAAAACAAAAUGGCGGCAGGCAGACUCAGACUCAGGCAAAGGACUGGACGACUGGACUUAGAGCGAAACAGAAAGAAGGAAAAGAGAGUGUGUGUGUGAGAGAAAGAGAGAGGACGAGAGAAAGAGAAGACACCUGGAGCAGUUGGGCCAGAGAUUUUCCCAACAAUCUCUCUGGUUAUGAUUUGUGUCUCCCUUGGUGCCCGCACGAGAGCUGAAGGAAGCAGAUGUUGGGGAGAGCCAAAAAUGAAAAAAUAAUGAUUAAAAAAGGAAAAAGAAAAAUGAAGAAAAAAAAAAGAAUCAUGAGUUAAUAAAAGACAGAAAAAAAGAGAAUUCUGCUGAUCCAAGCCAGUACCCGGUCAAGUGCAUGGCCCCUCCAGUGGCGCUUUGAGAAGGGGGUGGGGGUGGGGGCGAGAUAGGGGCGAGGGCUUAACUGGAUAUGUUCGGAGAUGCACUUUUAGAUGACAGAAGCUAACAGCUGCCUUACUAUUUUGCCAUCUGACGUUUGCGGAGGGAGAUGUGCGGCGCUUGAGCUGCCAGAGUGUGUAUGUGUGUAUGUGUGUGCACACGUGUGUAUGUGUGUGUGUGACUCUGUCUGUGUGUGAGUGUGUGUGAACAGAGCUAACUGCCAUUCCUCUGUGGCAGAAUGUUUAGAUGUGUGUGUGUGUGUGUGUGUGUGUUUGUGUUUGUGUGUGUCUGUCUAUGUGUGUGUCUUUCUCUGUGUGUGUGUGUGUGUGUGUGUGUGUGUGUGUGUGUGUGUGUGUCUGUGUCU